GUUUUUGGCGGUAACACAAGCCAAAAACGGUCGACGCCGGACUCCAUGGGAGAAGAAGCAUCAGCAGCUGAAGCUGUAGCUAAUCAGCGACUGACGACGUCCGACCCAGAAAGCGGUGAAAUUACUGAAAAGCCAGUGGAAGAGCAAGAGCAAGAGCAAGAGCAAUCAUCCUCCUACUCAUGGCCAAUAAUCAAUUUCCAAGUACCUCCCUACAGGACUUACCAUUUCUUCAAUCAGUUCAGGACCAAUUCUUCCAUCCCUAACAAUUUUCUCAAGGCCGUCAAAUGGUCGCCGGAUGGUUCUUGCUUUCUCAGCUGCUGUGACGAUAACACCCUUCGAGUAUUCCCAUUGCAAUACUAUGAAAGUGGCAGCAAUCUGGACUCUUGUUCUUCUGCUUCGGAUGCUGAUUCAUACCCUGCAAACCUUGUCAUUGGGGAGGGAGAAUCGGUAUACGACUAUUGCUGGUAUCCCUACAUGUCUGCUUCAACUCCAGACACCUGUGUAUUUGCAAGUACUACACGCGACCAUCCUAUUCAUCUCUGGGAUGCUACAUCAGGACAGCUUCGUUGUACAUACCGUGCAUAUGAUGCUAUGGAUGAGAUUGCUGCUGCCUUCUCAGUUGCCUUUAACCCUGCUGGAACUAAGAUUUUUGCUGGAUAUAACAAGUUUAUUAGAAUAUUUGAUGUUCAUCGCCCUGGAAGAGAUUUUAAACAGCUUUCAACUCUUCAAGGAAAUAAAGAAGGACAGUCAGGUAUAAUAUCCUCAAUUGCUUUUUGUUCAAGUAAUUCAGGAAUGCUAGCUACAGGGUCAUAUGAUCAAACUACUGCAAUAUAUAGAGAAGAUAAUAUGGAGUUGCUAUAUGUCCUGCAUGGCCAAGAAGGUGGUGUCACACAUGUGCAGUUUUCAAAAGAUGGAAACUACUUGUAUACCGGAGGGCGAAGGGAUCCUUAUGUACUGUGCUGGGAUAUCCGCAAGGCUGUUGAAAUUGUUUACAAGCUGUAUAGAUCAACUGAAACUACCAAUCAGCGGAUACAUUUUGAUAUUGAGCCUAUGGGCCAACAUCUUGCAACUGGUGGUCAGGAUGGCUUGGUUCAUGUGUAUAAUCUACAAAAUGGCCAGUGGGUAUCAAGUUUUCAAGCAGCAUUAGAUACUGUAAAUGGUUUCGCUUUCCAUCCAUUUUUGCCAAUGGCUGCUUCAUCUUCUGGGCACCGGAGAUACAGAUGUUUUGAUGAUUCUUCCGAGGAUGUGAUCCUUAGUAGUGAUGAAAAUUGUGUCUCCAUAUGGAGCUUUUCUUUCACCAACAGUGAUGAUGUUUCAGCUGCAAGUUUUGGGGAACUGAAUGACCAAAUUGACAGUAACAACCUCAACGGCUCUUGAUUGUAUGCAGUGUCUUUUACGUAGCAAUGGCAACCGCAAAUUUUAGCCGUCAGAUACCUCAUACGCCACUCUCGAAAUGACAAUGUACAGCAGUAUAGUAUUAGGUCACUUUAGUACCGACACAACUGAUCAUAGCUCUAGUUUUUUGAUUUGGGGAUACUAUGAAUGGUUGACAUGACUGCAACAGGUAUUAGUGAGAAGCAGAUUUUUCCCACACAGUUCAAUUUUCGUGAAAACUAAUAAUCUGCAUAGUAUCUGGUGGGCUGUUUUUUCCCCUUUAAUAAUUA
Coffea eugenioides is the source of this 1664-nucleotide messenger RNA. Its product is annotated as telomerase Cajal body protein 1. NCBI's taxonomy places the organism in Eukaryota, Viridiplantae, Streptophyta, Magnoliopsida, Gentianales, Rubiaceae. The coding region runs from base 46 to 1377 and encodes 443 amino acids. The record is from RefSeq and is a predicted model, not a curated record. Gene Ontology annotation, molecular function: protein binding. The transcript is spliced from 14 exons.